Messenger RNA from Symbiodinium necroappetens, 2202 nucleotides. Lineage: Eukaryota; Dinophyceae; Suessiales; Symbiodiniaceae. The record is from the annotation of a GenBank genome assembly.
AUGGCUUGCGGCACGGGAAAGUCGCGAAUAAUCCGGGAGUUGGCCAAGAAUGUUUCCGGCAAGGUGCUGAUCACAGUGCCCUCCCGCUUGUUACUGGAACAGUUUGCGGCCGAAUUCCCCAGCUUCUGCAAGGUGGGGACUGGCUACAACAAGCACAUCAACAGAAGCGCUUGUGGCUUCAUCGCAGUGGCGGAUUCUGCAAACCUACUCCAAGAUAUUCGGUUCGAAGCUGUUUUCGUGGAUGAAGCUCACCAUCCAUUGCCUUCAGGUCUGCCUGAAUGUGAGGAGAUAUUCCUUUUCUCGGCAACGCAUUAUUUGGAGGCAGACUUCGAGUAUAGCAUGGGUCAGGCCAUCAAGGAUGGAGUCUUAUGCGAUUACGAUCUCACAGUACCUAUCAUCACCGAUUGCCAUCCCUACUUGAGUCUGGCAAAGCUUCUCCAAUCUAGCCAAGGCCGCUUCAGGCGAGUACUAGCAUACUGCAACUCCGUAGCUGAGGCUAAGCGCGUGCAAGAGGUUUUUAAGACAAGUGGAAUGGCUGUGUGGCACAUAAACGCUGCAACCAGCCGGUGGAAGAGGAAAGCGGCAAUUGAAGAGUUUGCGGGCAGCAUGCUGCGAGAAGUGCAUGUUUUGGUUACGGUUCAAGUCUUGGGCGAAGGUGUGAACAUUCCCAAUGCAGACACUUGCCUGUUCGUGCAGCCGCGCAACAGCUACACAAGCAUUAUACAAGCUUUGGGCCGUAUUUUGCGGAAACAUGUUUCCAAACCUAUGGCACAUGUCAUUCUUCCAGCAGUGGCAAUGCAUUCCGACGAACCUAUGAGUGCUGUGGUGUCGGCAGGUGACUCAGCUUCUGGGGUUGGCUUUCACGGAUCAGGUGAUUCUCCUACCCAGGAUAGUUCUUUGAGUUCUAAUGGCAAUGGCGUCCUACCGGCCAGUGCCCCUGCUACAAGUAGCAGGGAUUGCAAUGACCUUCCAACCAGUGGUGCGCAAUCAAAGUCCGGGUUCCGGAAUCAAAAUGAAAGCGCUGUGCUGCGUGGGGGCAUAGAGGGUGCAGCCACCGAUGCCUCGCAACUUUCUCCUGUCGCAACAGCUGCUUUGGAAAAUGUGAAUUUGGGAAAUCGUGUUCGUCAGGAAUCAGCGGUAUCCGACGUUGCGCAAAAGCGGAUCAGAGAUGAUGAGAAUGAGGCCAAACCGCCCCAAUGCCGGGACGGCAGUCUGCUCAGAAAAGGGGCUGGCGUGACCACUAAGCGCCGGGUUCAGAGCAGGAGAUUGAAGUUUUCCAGCUCGCUGCUCGGGCAGACCAGGGAAAGGUACGAUUCACAGCUUGAGCGUUUUCUGGCGGUCAUCGCUCAUGCUGACUGUGGCCUUGUCGACUCCCCGAAGUCUUUGCGCUUUCGCCUGAGCUUUGUAGAUUGUCGUUCCUCGAGGUCUGGAAAUGCAUUGCUCUUGGCAAGAAGCGAGCUCCUCCACACCCUGGUAGGACUGAUUGAUGGCGAUGAUCGUUGGGAAUCUCGAGUGCAGGAACUGGAAGGCUUUGUCCGACAGCACGGUCGGCUUCCAACGAUUAGGGACAUGAAGGAGGGAAUGCCGCAGAGGUCCUUGUUUACAUGGGUGAAGAACACCGGAAGAUUGGUGACCAAGGGCAGACUUCCGCCCGACAGAUACCAAAGGCUUCUUAACUCAUCGCUGGUACCAAUCCGCACCCGUGCUCUGGCGUGGAAAGAUCCAGGAUUCCGUUUCCGGAGACACUGUGAACGACUGCGAGAUUUUGUUGAGAAGUUUCAGACCGUGCCGAAAUCAGGACGAGCAGCUUAUGACGUUGAAGGCAAAUAUUUGGCAUGUUGGCUGCACGGUCAAAGGAGAACCGUGAAACUGGGGCUUCUGAGAUCCGGGACUAGGUCGGAUGCAUGCUUGCGAAGAGAAAGCAUUGCAGCCGUCCACCCCUUGGUUGCAGAUUAUGUCCAGUCAUGGGACACGCCGCUUCUGUUGAGGCCUCGAAGAGACGCGAUGAAGAAAUGGAGUGAGUUGGUCACUUAUGUCAAAGCGAAAGGCAGGCUUCCCAGAUCACACCGUGAUCUCCUGCAGAAUCGCUUGUACCAGCGUUUGGUGAGGCUGAAAGAGCGCUGGACAUGGCUGGCUGAAAAGGAGCAGCAUGCGGUCUUGAAGUCGCACCGGCUCAUAGCCGAGUUCCUGCAGAAGCCAUAG